This is a messenger RNA of Trachemys scripta elegans, 1064 nucleotides long. RefSeq names its product siah E3 ubiquitin protein ligase family member 3 (gene SIAH3). Gene Ontology annotation, biological process: proteasome-mediated ubiquitin-dependent protein catabolic process; multicellular organism development. Gene Ontology annotation, cellular component: cytoplasm. Bases 93 to 821 code for a protein of 242 amino acids. The record is from RefSeq and is a predicted model, not a curated record. The transcript has 2 exons. Gene Ontology annotation, molecular function: ubiquitin protein ligase activity; ubiquitin conjugating enzyme binding. Lineage: Eukaryota; Metazoa; Chordata; Testudines; Emydidae.
UAGUUCUCACAGGCUGCACUCCUUCCCCAGUCUCAAGGACUGACAGUCUCCUUCGUUGCUUUCCUCACCAAACAACAACAACAAAAGUUGUGAUGCUUUUCUUUACCCAGUGCUUUGGGGCUGUAUUAGAUCUUAUUCACCUUAGGUUUCAACACUACAAGGCUAAGAGGGUUUUUUCAGCUGCUGGGCAACUUGUCUGUGUUGUAAACCCAACACACAGCCUAAAGUAUGUGUCAAACAGGCAUACAGUCGGUCAGACCUCCACAGAGCAAGGCAGCCUUCAUUCCCACCAUCCCCUCGAGACAGUGCAUGACCCGCAACUGAUUCCUUGCAUGUGCCCUCUGUUUUCCUGUCAAUGGGAAGGCCAUGUAGAAGUGGUGGUAUCACAUCUGAGACAGACGCAUCGGAUCAACAUCCUUCAUGGGGCAGAGAUUGUUUUCCUGGCCACAGACAUGCACCUCCCUGCACCAACAGAUUGGAUAAUAAUGCAUUCUUGCCUGGGCCACCAUUUUUUGCUUGUGCUCAGGAAGCAGGAGAAAUACGAAGGCCACCCCCAGUUCUUUGCCACCAUGAUGUUGAUUGGCACCCCCACACAAGCCGAUAACUUCACCUACAGGCUUGAGCUCAACAGGAAUCAGAGGCGCCUGAAGUGGGAAGCUACCCCAAGAUCUGUACUGGAGUGCGUUGACUCUGUCAUAUCAGACGGCGAUUGCCUUGUCCUUAACACCUCACUGGCCCAGCUCUUCUCUGAUAAUGGAAGCCUGGCUAUAGGAAUUGCAAUAACUGCGAGCAAAGUUCACGCUGCUGAAGCAGAAAUGUAAAGAAGAAAACUCUGUGCUUCAGCAGCUUGAGAAAGCCAGAACUAAUGGACUUUUUUGGGGUCUCAGGUCUCUUGUGGUCUUUCGUACCUGUCCACAGUGGGCAUUAUGUAAACAUCCAGUGAUUAAGGCCUUUGUGUAAUGUAUUCGCUGUUUUGUUAAUACAAUUUUACGACACAUUUUAACGGUGAUAAUCAAGUUGUUGUCUCCAUCAAAAUAAGCCACUGAAUCUCUUGAGCAGAGACU